Molecule: messenger RNA, 1776 nt
Organism: Saprolegnia diclina VS20
Lineage: Eukaryota; Oomycota; Saprolegniomycetes; Saprolegniales; Saprolegniaceae
Exons: 7
Coding region: 1-1776 (591 amino acids)
Biological process (GO): transmembrane transport; monoatomic cation transport
Cellular component (GO): membrane
Molecular function (GO): monoatomic cation transmembrane transporter activity
Source: RefSeq, a predicted model, not a curated record
AUGGUGGGCGGUCUUGGUGACACAGGCUACGUCACCGCCUGCAAAUACGUGGCCGACAUCCCGGGCGCGGCGACGGUUGGCACGUGUGUCUGCUUUGGGCUGCUUGUGUACCUAGUGACGUCGACAGUCACCAACUUUGUCGGCGCCACCUUGCAGGCGCUCGUCACCGACAUUGGACUGCCCGCCGAUGUGACCGGCGUGACGCUCUUGAGCUGGCACAACGCGCUGCCCAACCUUCUCGUCGUCGUUGUGGCCACCUCGCAAGGCGCGCCGGCAGCCGGUCUUCUGCUCGUCCUUGGCAGUAGCCUCCUCACGACCACAGUCACGGUCGCGGCCUCGAAUCUGGCGGCCGAGACGCACCAGACGGUGGACCCGGUCCGGUUUUCGCGCGACGUUGGGUUUUACCUCCUGGUGCUGGUGUAUGUCGGCAGCCUCGUGUUGUACGAAGCGGACAUGACGGAGACCACCCAUCGCAUCGUCGUUGCUAGUCUUGCGCUGAGCUAUCUCCUCAGCAUCGGUAUCAUUGAGGUCCUUCGGUGGCGCAAGCCACACGUGCCGCACUGGACGCCGCGCACCCGCGCCCGCCGUCGCAAGGCGUCUUACGUGGCGAAAACCACGAGGCCCGCCAUGUACCUCAUCGACUCGAGCCCCGAGUCCGACUGGGAAGAAAAUGACAUGCUGCUGCCGUCGCCACCGGCCGCGCCCAAGUCACCGCCCAUGCAGUUGAUCGACGCGUCGUCCGCGGCUCAAGCGUCGCCGCUCUCUGGUCUCAUUGCGCUCGUCUGGCCCCAAAGCGCGCCGGCCAGCCAAAAGCCACAUCCCGCUGCGACGUCCUUCCUCAACGCCCUGCGUGUGAGCGCUCAAAUUGGCCCGAACGUCCGGCGCUGGGUCCUGCCGUUCGAGCCUCUCGUGGUGUCGCCACCGAGCUUUGCGUCCUACGGCGCGUGCGUGUACGACGCAGCAAAACCCAAAGCUCAACACCUUGACUCGCCCCUCCACGAUCUGUACCGGCGCUACUACAACUAUGUGUGGUGGCCGAUCGCGGGUCUGUGCACAUUCGUACGCCGCCUCUUGAUUCCUCUUGUCGCCAUCGAGGCGUGGCACCGAGGGAUGAACAUAGUCGCCAUGUGGAGCGCCACCUCGCUGCUCGCCCACGCCAUGUGGCCGACGUGGCCGUGGCCACCUACCUUGCUUCUCGGCUUGUCCUUUGCGGUGUUUGCAGCCGUGACAUCGACAAGCUACCGCGGCCCGGCCCGCCUCGCGCGCCUCGUACAUGUAAUCGUGGCACUGCCCAUGUCGGUGCUUGUGGCCUAUGUGCUGCAAGAGGCCAUGCUAACGGUUGUGCCAACAACGAUACUCGGCCUCAACACCAGUGUCUCGUGGCUGCUCGGGCUUGUGGUCGCGGCGGCGAAUGCGCUGAGCGGGAUCUUUGCCGCGGUAGCCGUCGCACACCAAGGCCAGCCCUCGAUGGCGCUCAGCAGCUGCUUUGGCGGCCCGACGAUGUCGCUCUUGGGCAGCGCCGGCUACAUCUUGCACCACUCAUGGGCGCUGGGGACACCCGUCGUGUUUGGUCCGCCCUCGCUCGUGACGCAGCUCCUGAUUGCACUGUGCAUGCUAGCGGUUGUCGUCAACUGGGUCACUGUCGCCACCUACCAUUUCGCGUACACGAACGGUCUCUGCCACUUUCUCAUAGUCCUCUACGGGACGUAUGUUGGGAUCGGUCUCUGCAUACUGCUGGAGUACGACCCCUUUCAAGGCCACCCGACCGCGUCCUAG